AGGCCUGUCUCAAGCCCUGCCCAGGCGUUGACCUCGCUACAGUCUGUGUGCAAGGCUUUGGCUGAUGCCGCCCAAGCUGCCGAAUGCCGACCUCUCCGCGCUUUCACCGACGAGCGAGGAGUUGGCAGAUGCGCGAGCUAUCCUGCAGGAGUCCGAGAAGAACAAGAGGUCCAGGGCAGCCAGUCUGGUCAACUUCAUCACGAGUAACCCCGAGAUCAACGCCUCGGUCGGAUCUUCUCGAGGUUCUGAGAGGGGGAAUUACUUGGAGAAGUUUGUGGUGCAUCAACUGCGCAACAAUUCGGUCGUCAAGAAGGUGCACACCGUCGACGAGAAGACAAUUGGCAAAACGAACUUCAAGGACUUGACCUGGAUGUCCAAAGAGAAAAUGGACACCGCUCUCGGCCCGCUCAAAGCCGAACACUGGCGCACGUCUGGUAAAAUACGCUCCCGCCCAGACCCCUUGACAGGGUCCACGGACGAGAGCUUCCUUGAAUGGGGGGUCCCGACAGAUUGGGAGAGGCUGACAGAAGAGGACAUCAAGAAGAUGCAGCUCACGACGCAAGGCGACGCUGAGGAGGGAGACCACGAGGCGAUGAAGAACUUCGGCAAGACCACCGAUGCUGUCAGCAUCAAGGAAGAGCCAAAGGAGGAGCUUAGCGAAAUGCAGAAGCUGGCGCAGAGGGUGUCGCACGUGAAAGAGAACGCUGCCCAGCGUCUCCGCCAGAUCCAGGACAACAUACUGGAGGCCAAGAAGAUCAUCAACAUAUCCGAGAACGCAACGGACCCGACUACUUCGAGGUACCACGCCAGCCUCGUGUCCGACAUCCACAAGUACCUUGCCAAGGCCACCGAGACUUCCAAGAUCCUCGACCGCAUGGCCACCGAGGAGGUGAAAGACGAUAGCCAGAUCCACACUCUCAUCGCCAACAUGGACCAGCUCGCCAAGCAGUGCGAUGAGCUCACCACCUGGGCAGUUCGUUUUAACUUGACGGAAGAGAAGGCCCCCAAGCGCAGGAGGAAGGCCAAGGGCAAUUAGACAGCGCGCAGUUGCCAUCAGCGCAAGCCCGGAAUUCAAUUGCUGUAUUCGUGAUUCCCAGUUCGAGUCGAAAGGCGCGCAGCGGUGGAAGCAGCAUGCAUUCACCCCGAGAGUAGCUAGAACACAUGCGCAACACAAGCAUGAGCGUGA
Messenger RNA from Prorocentrum cordatum, 1186 nucleotides. The record is from the annotation of a GenBank genome assembly. NCBI's taxonomy places the organism in Eukaryota, Dinophyceae, Prorocentrales, Prorocentraceae.